GGGUGAACCGGAAGAGGAACACGCACGGAUUAGUGUGUUUACCAUUAUAUAGGGUACACCGGCCUUCAAGCUAAAUGCCAGGUCCAUAAAAUUUGCCUGUGUAACCUGCUGCUGCCUCGGACGUCGCGCAUCUUAAAACGCGGAGCUGCGUCCGUGUCUUUGCCGAGGACCAGGGGGCUGCUCUCGUGCGCCGUCGCUGUGCGCUCGUCUGUGGCUGCGCCAGGCCACGCGCCAUCUGUGGAAGUGGGACAAUGGAACAGAUGGCGCAUCCGAGCCUGGUUGCGCGGAUGCUGUGGCUGACGUUUAUAGCGGCAGCACCGAACUGAGAGUCAGGCGGUGAGAUAAAAGGGCUCCCGACGGAUGCUGCACACAUUUAAAGAUGCUACAGUGACUGUGGUUUGUGUUUUGGUGACGGGAAAUAUCGAAGGUUGACCAGAUUGAUCCGUCGCGACCGAAGGCUCGGACCUAAUCCCUCUUUGACGUGCGUCUGGCUCGGUAAACAAUGGUCGACAACCGCUACGCCACCGCCGCGGUCAUCGCCUGCGUGCUGAGCGCGCUGGCCACCGUGUACCUGUCGGUGGCCGUCGGCACGCAGCACUGGUACCAGUACAGCAGCCCCGGCGUGCGCGGGGAGGCCAACGUGUCCGAGCUGCGCUCCCUGUACGAGGAGUUCAUGGACGGGGAGUUCGACGAGAAGACCUACAGCGACACCCUGUUCCGUCUCAACGGGACCGUGGGCCUGUGGUGGCGGUGCGUGCUCGUGCCGGGCAGCGCCCACUGGCACAAGGAGCCGGAUGCCAAGUUGUCUUUGGAGUGUCGAAGCUUCACUCUAGCUCAGCAGCUCACUCCCAAGUACAAGGAACCAGGAAACCACAACAGCGGCGAGGACAUGGUGCGAACGUACCUGUGGAGGUGCCAGUUCCUGCUGCCACUGGUGUCUCUGGGCCUGGUGGUACUGGCGGGACUAGCUGGGUUCUGUGCCUGCCUCUGCCAAAGCCUCACUCCCACGCUUGGAAUAGGAGUGCUUCACCUUCUGUGUGGUCUCUGCAGCCUCGCCACAGUCUGCUGCUACCUGGCGGGAAUGGACCUGCUCCACAGGGUGUCCAUGCUUCCCGAUAAGGUGGACGGCUCCCUGGGCUGGUCUUUGUACCUGGCCCUCAUGUCUUCGCCACUGCACAUGAUGGCCGCAGCGCUGCUCGUGUGGGCCGCACGCAGCCACAGUCAAAACUACUACCGCAUGACUGCCUACCGGGUGGCGUAGCCUAAAAUUAGAUACAUGAAUACCACGCUGUGACUCCAAGAGGCUUUUUAGACCACAGAUCACAGAUAAUGUGGGUUAAUCUUUUACGUUUCUCCCCAUGAUUGAUUGCUAUUUUAGUGAUGACCCUCUCUGCUGCAUUAACAGAUUUGACCUUUACCGUAUCUCUCUAGUGCAGGGGGGUCCCCACCCUGGUCCUCGAGCAGGACAGUAGCUCUCGAGGACCAGGGUGGGACCCCUCUGCCCCAGUGGGUCUGGAUGGGUUUAGAAAGGUCAAACAGACCCAUGUGCAUCCUUCUACUGCAAACGUUUAGCUCAGUCCCGCAACACCUGAAAAGCUGUGUGCGAUACUUGCUGGAUUACUUAUGUAACACAGCUGCAUUGCUCAGAACAGGUCUGACAGGCUACACAACAUGGGCUGGGAGCAUGAUUUGGAUACAAUGGCAGGGAAGAUGAACAUAUUGUAAUGAGAAACCUAGAUACCUGUAGUUGACUGAUUAAACCAACAGGCAUUUUGGUUUAAUUAGUCAUACUCAGACAACAUAUGUUUGAGGAUUACAGUGUUAGUUUAAUAGAAAACAAUUCCAAAACAACCUAAAUAAGUCGAAAUAGCAUUUGCAGUAUUUACAAGUUGUUAAUAAUUAUAAAAAAUAAGAGCUCAAAUCUAGUCUUUGCAGACUGACUGAUGUGCAUUCAUAUGAAUCUCUAUAAACAGUGCUGUACAUACGUAUAGUACAGAGUGUGCUUUGCAAUGGGACAAAUUUAACUGAACCUUCUUCAAGUUCAGGUUUUCAGAGGUCCGACAGACAAUUCCUGUUGAAUGUCUGCUCACACCCAGAGUCAGGCGCGGCAUCAUUUUCCAUUCAUUGAACGCACAAAAACCUGCCAGUGAUGUCAAAGUCUCGGCACACCUUGCAUGUUGUUCUGACUGGGAGUAGCUGUUGUGUGAUUAGCUUUGACAACAGCUGCCUCAAAAUGUAGCCUACGGAUGCUUGCAAAGGGCGACGCAUUGCAGCGGCUGCUGUGUGAACCUUUGAGUUCAGGAACCACACAGCGCUGACAUUUGACUCUUAACCAAUUUUCAAGUCCAGUGACGUUUGACUUCGCGUCACCGCGUACGCAUAGCUGUUUCGUGUAUGUUUUUUUGCUAUUUUUAUUCAUGUCUACAUGUUGUCAUAGGUUUUGUAAGCUCUAAAAAUUAACUGUCACCGUAGUUGUGCAUUUUCGACAUUUUAUGUUGUGCAUUCUUCCCAUUAAUCUCCACAUUCUUGCUUUUGACUUAAAUUUAUUGUCCUUUUUUUGCCACUGGAAAAAAACAAUUACAUAAACUAAAUCAACAGGAUAUGAGGGAAAUGGUUAUUCCCUGUUAGGCAUUAUGAAUGUACUUUAAAGGCCAUAUUAUGAUAAGAUAGAGUAUUUUGCACUUAAAUUAUUUUUUAAAAUAUCCUAAAUAUUGCUACAGUGAUAGUAAUUUUCUAUUUUGUGAUUGCAUAAAAGAUCCAUUAAGCAAGUACCUUUAGUGAAAACACCACUCUCAUCCUAGAACCACCGCUGCAGUGACUCAUGACAUGAGAGUCUGUGGAUCGUGGCUCCAUACGUGGUCGAUGAUAAAUCAGAAUGUGUCUCAUAUUUAGGGUGAGCCAGAGAAAUUGUUUGAACCCUGAACCCAUUAUGAUAUUAAAGCAACUGUACGACUGUGCUUUGUGAAUGUUUCCCACCUUUCAGCUGAAGCUGAUACUGUACACUUUAUUAUUGUGACUGAAUGUUCAAGUACACAUGCAUUUGUGCAAAAGCUGUAAUGGCAAUAAAUUUCUUUUUGUACUGUA
Messenger RNA from Betta splendens (Siamese fighting fish), 3084 nucleotides. Its product is annotated as claudin domain-containing protein 1-like. Gene Ontology annotation, cellular component: membrane. Bases 503 to 1261 code for a protein of 252 amino acids. The record is from RefSeq and is a predicted model, not a curated record. The transcript is spliced from 4 exons. NCBI's taxonomy places the organism in Eukaryota, Metazoa, Chordata, Actinopteri, Anabantiformes, Osphronemidae.